Euleptes europaea (tarantolino) is the source of this 474-nucleotide messenger RNA. RefSeq lists its product as uncharacterized. The transcript has a single exon. Gene Ontology annotation, molecular function: protein heterodimerization activity. The record is from RefSeq and is a predicted model, not a curated record. NCBI's taxonomy places the organism in Eukaryota, Metazoa, Chordata, Lepidosauria, Squamata, Sphaerodactylidae. The coding region runs from base 1 to 474 and encodes 157 amino acids.
AUGGCUGCUGCUCCCAGAACAAAGAGAAAGAUGCAGCUGCCAAAGAGAAGGAAGCAGGCAGGGAUCAAGAAAACUCAGCGCAGGAAGCUCCUGCCGAAACUAAGGAAGCCGCAGAUGAAACGAGGGAAGUCGCAGCCAAAACGAGGGAAGCCGCAGCCAAAACGAGGGAACCUUCCUGUGCCUCCAAAGCCAGUUCUGAAGCGUACCUAUGAUCAGCUUAUAUCUAAAGUCUUGCGUCAGCUGAACCGGGACAAGGUGUACAUAUCCACCAAGACCAAGGGGAAGAUGAUCUCCUUUAUCAGAAAGUUCUACAACAACAUGGCCGAGCAGGCCAAACGCGGCAAGAAAUUCAAGCACCUUUCCACCAUUGGCUCCAACGAACUACAAAAUGCCCUAAAGCGGGUGAUGCCCAAGGAUGAGGCCAUGGUGUUGGCUGGCACCAUCCGCAAAGUGUCCCGUGUUUGCCGCCGUUAG